Messenger RNA from Anguilla anguilla (European eel), 3214 nucleotides. RefSeq names its product argininosuccinate lyase (gene asl). Bases 357 to 1754 code for a protein of 465 amino acids. The record is from RefSeq and is a predicted model, not a curated record. Gene Ontology annotation, molecular function: argininosuccinate lyase activity. The transcript has 16 exons. NCBI's taxonomy places the organism in Eukaryota, Metazoa, Chordata, Actinopteri, Anguilliformes, Anguillidae. Gene Ontology annotation, cellular component: cytosol.
GUUAGGGGCACCGUAGGUUUCCCGGACCUUUUAGGCGGAGCUAGUAGCCUAGUCCGCCCAAAUUCCAUCUGUUUGGGAAUAAAACCACUGGAAAGAUCACAGAAAAAGAUGAAAUGUUUAUUCGUUAGUGGUUCUGCUGACGAGGGAAGGAGAUUUGAUCUAAAUUCAACGAGAAGCAUUUUUGCUCUGCGGAAAUCACACGUAGCCAGAAAACCGUUAGUUUCAGAUAGACAGCUGGCAGGCUUGCGGGUCGGCAAACCCCUUUGUCACUUUUCCCAAACUCGCUGUGCCGUUUGAUUUAGAAGCAAGAGAAGGGUCCAGAUUUAGAUCGUUUGGUCCGGACUCCCACUGAAACUAUGGCUGGCUCAGAGGGAAACAAAUUAUGGGGUGGAAGGUUUGUCGGGGAUACUGACCCCAUUAUGGAAAAGUUUAACGCUUCGAUCGCUUUCGACCGAAGAAUGUGGAACGCCGACAUUCAAGGCAGUAAAGCUUACGUGAAGGCGCUGGAAAGAGCCGAGCUCGUCAGCGAAAGAGAGAUGGAGGAUAUUUUGCAGGGACUCGACAAGGUGUCGGAGGAGUGGGCCAAGGGCACGUUUGAGGUCAAACCCGCGGAUGAGGACAUUCACUCAGCCAACGAGCGCAGACUGAAGGAGCUGAUUGGUUCAGCCGCGGGAAAGCUGCACACAGGAAGGAGCCGGAACGACCAGGUGGUGACAGACAUGAGGCUUUGGAUGCUUGAUGCAAUCUCAACCCUGAAGGAUGACAUCAUACAGCUCAUCAACACCAUGGUGGAGCGUUCUGCUGCGGAGAUCGACGUCCUGUUUCCUGGUUACACCCACAUGCAGAGGGCCCAGCCAAUCAGGUGGAGCCACUGGAUCCUAAGUCACGCGGUUCCCCUGACCAGAGACACUGAGAAACUGGAGGAGAUUCGGAGACGGGUGAACGUCCUGCCCCUGGGAAGUGGAGCUAUUGCUGGGAACCCAUUCGGAAUCGACCGCGAGUUCCUCCGUGCAGAGCUCAGUUUCGAUGCGGUCAGCAUAAACAGCAUGGAUGCAACGGGACAGAGAGACUUUGUAGUGGAGUUCCUGUUCUGGGGUUCUCUGUGUCUCACUCACCUCAGUAAGAUGGCGGAAGACCUGCUCCUGUACAGCACCAAGGAGUUCUCCUUCGUCACGCUCUCCGACGCAUACAGCACCGGCAGCAGUUUGAUGCCUCAGAAGAAGAACGGUGACAGUCUGGAGCUGAUCCGCAGCAAAGCGGGCCGGGUGUUCGGGAGGUGCGCAGGGUUUCUGAUGACACUGAAAGGACUCCCCAGCACCUAUAACAAAGACUUACAGGAGGAUAAGGAGGCCAUGUUCGACUGCUACGACACCAUGCACUCCGUCCUGCAGGUGACCACUGGGGUCAUGUCCACUCUCAAGAUCAACCCCAGUGUCAUGCAGGCGGCUCUCAGCCCAGACAUGCUGGCCACCGAUCUGGCCUAUUACCUCGUGCGGAAGGGGGUUCCAUUUCGGGAGGCACACGGCUGCUCUGGGAAAGCCGUGUUUCUGGCCGAAUCCAAGAACGUCUCCCUGAACCAGCUGAGCCUGGAGGACCUGCACACAGCCAGCCCGCUGUUUGCUGAUGACGUGUCUGCGGUGUGGGACUACACCAGCAGUGUGGAGCAGUACAGCGCCCCCGGUGGCACAGCCAAGAGCAGCGUCUCAGCGCAGAUCCAGCACAUUCGCAGCUGGCUCACAAAGCACAGGCAAUGAGCCUGAGGCCCCCUGUAACCCCCCCCUCACCCCCCAUUACCCUGUGCUGGACAAGAUCUGGGGGGGGGCGGGGCGUUAGAAUAUAUGCUUGGGGGGAGGGAGAGUUGGUUGGGGGUGUUUUUGAUCGGUUUCUAAUGAUUUCAUUGGCUGAUCGAGGGGAAAAGGUGUUUUCUCUGUGUAAAAUGUGCAAUGCAUGCCAAGAUAUGAAAUAUUAUUUCGCGUGUGCCUUGUCUGUACCUUGAAGCUUUCAGCCGCUGAGAUCUCAAAUCAUAAUGAGCUCCUGUGUUACUGCAGUGCCACCUGCUGCUUCAGAGAGGGUACUGCGCUCACACUGAAACCAACCCUGAAACGGUGACUUGAUUUCUUUGUACAGGUCUGGCAGUGUAGUGCAGUGUAGUGUAGUGUCGACCAAUCAGAGGGGAGAAAACUCCAGUUGGUGAAGACUGGUAACCUAUAAACACCUGGAAGGCCUAAAAUAAUCCAAUACGGUGUUCCUGUGCAAGUAGACAGGGGGUGCUGUUGCAGCAGUAACAUGUGGAACACUGGCUAACUUGCGACUCUGCAGGACCAGGGUUGAGGACCACAGAAGAUGUACACCUGGGGUGCACUAAUUUUUUCAACAAUGACCCAAAUAUAUCAGUCUAUGCUUUUUGCUACUCAAGCUGAUGUCAUUUUCAUUAAUAACAAUUAGCCUACUUGAUAAUUAAUUGUUAAACUGCUGACAGUAGCCAUAUUUUUAGUACCUAAAAGCUAAAUAUAAGGAGAAAGUUUCUGAAAUUAGAGUGGCAGUUAACCCCAGAAAGCACAGUGAAGUUAACAGAAUUUAAGGCUGUAUCAAUGAAGUGCAAGGCUACCAGACAGGUAACCGAAGGAAACACAUUUAUUCUCAUUAACGUUAAAGUCCUUGUCAGUGAGUCUCUUUUUAAUGGGCGGUAUCAGCCACUUGUCCAGUUUCCAGUGGUACACUUUAAACAAAUUUCCAAUGCUAAUAUUUCUGUAUAUUGCUAAUAUUUCAACACGGCCAUUAUUUCAAUAAUCUUACAGAUUUUUUUUGAUGUCAAAAGCACAAAACGACUGGAUCGGCACUCUCCUGCACUGUAAAAGUGAAAAAGUUGAGAACUCAAAAUUCAAGGAAAUUCUGUAAGUUUUGAGCUUAAUUUAGAUUUUCAAGUUAUUAUGCCAGCUUGAUUGAUUGAUGUUAUUUCGUUCAGAAAACUUAAAAUUUCAUUGUUAGAAAAACUUAAAGUUGAGUUUUCCUAACAAUUAAAUGCUCAUUUUCUGAAGUAAUGAAUGACAAUUGGUAUAACUUGAACUCAGAAUUUUAACUUCAGCACAAAACAAAAAAAAAUAUUUUUAAAGCAUGGAAUGCCGUAGGAAUGAUGUCAACAUUAAAGCUGCAUCUACGUGAUCACAGGAAAUACACUAUCAAACGCAAACAAUAAAAAUGUGUUUUAACUGGU